UGUGUACCUGUAUUCCUGCGGUAUCGCCUCUUCCGCGUGUACUACAAUUGGUUGCGAGUUAUUCAUUGCACGGGCGUAAUAGACUGGCUUUCUCUUAACCUCACAGCUUCACGUCCCUGCGCCUAUCUCCAUGAUGUCGUUCCUGCUGCCAGUCCUCGCAACAUACGUAGCAGCCGCGAAUUACAUCACGUGACAUAGAUCCGCAACGUGUACGUCAUCUGUUGUCGCACUUUCAAGCAAGGAGGAGCAAUCAAUGAACGUGUCAGUUGCAUGCUGAGGCAGCAAUCCAUGGCAGCACUUACUUGCCAUUUCUCCUACCACAGUCCAAUCCGAUAGCAUCGAAUAACCGAAAGACAUCCAACACAUCGGAAGUACUGCCACCAUGCCGCCCAUACCGCUGCACAUCGACGACCCGAUCACGCCGCAAAAACCGCAAGCCGUCGAGCCGCAGACGGCAGCUGCAGAGCCUCCAGCACAGCCGUUCAGUGGCCCGGCUAGCAACGUAGCGACGACCACCGCACCAGCUGCAGCACCCUCAAGCUAUCCGGCCGCGAGACCUGGUGCAGCCGCGGUACCUGCGCCAACAUCAUAUGUGCCUAGACCGCACCAACAGCCCACUCAGACGCAGGCAGUGUGGGAAGAGGAAGACCGCCCAGCUCCGCCUCAACCAGGAGCUGUGCCUGUGCCACCUUCGCAGUACGCGCCCCGGACACCGAGCAAUGCUGGCAUAGUUCCUCCUCCACCUAGAGGGGGCGACAGCGCGCAACAUCAGGGUACUGCGUUCACUGGCCACUUGAACCAGAUGUACACGCCGCCAGCAGCGCAGGCCUUCCAGCAUAACUACGCCCCUACGCACUCGACAUCAACUGCAGGUAUUGUACCUGGGCAGGCGACUACACCAUCACGGAGUGGACCCACCACUCUCAAUCUUGGUCCCGUGCAGCAGGAUGAGCGACGAAUCAGCGCCGAGCACCCGCCCGGCUACGUGCAGAACGCGUAUGCGCAGGAGAUGAGUUCCGCGCAACGGGCAAGUCUGGAUCAAGAGACGAAGAGGGAAGGUUUGGCUGCACAGUUGGGCCUUACAGGGCAUUCGGGUUUUGGUGCGGGUACGCCGAGCCGCGUUGGAGACCCAGAUGCGAGCGAUGGGGUGGGCGGAGUCUUGGAUGCGGCGAAGGGGUGGAUGAACAAGGCGGGUGCUGCGCUGGCGGAGGGAGAGCGGAGUGUGUGGAAGUGGAUGGAUGGGAAGUGAGUGUGCGAUGAGUGAGGACCUGCGGAG
Baudoinia panamericana UAMH 10762 is the source of this 1276-nucleotide messenger RNA. RefSeq lists its product as uncharacterized. Bases 383 to 1249 code for a protein of 288 amino acids. The record is from RefSeq and is a predicted model, not a curated record. The transcript has a single exon. NCBI's taxonomy places the organism in Eukaryota, Fungi, Ascomycota, Dothideomycetes, Mycosphaerellales, Teratosphaeriaceae.